AUGCAUAUGAAGUUAUUGUCGUUUGAUUACAACUAUUUGUUUACAACUCAUACCAAGCUUACAAUUUACCCAAGUUUGAUUCCAUCUAUUGAUGCAUUUUUAAAUCUUCAAGAUUAUGAUCUAUUGUCUAUUAUACUUGUUCUUGAUUUGACUAUAUGUGAAGAUAUUUGCCAUCAUGUUGAAAGAUUUGCUAUGAACUUUACAGAUAUAGAAGCUAUUAACUUACAAGUUACAUUGGUUAAUACAUUACUUGACAAAUCAUUCUAUUCUACUGCUUGGAAACUUCCAUUACAUGCUAUUGCUUUUAUACAAAUGUUGAAAACUGCUCAUUUGCUUACACCUCAGACUAUAAAGACAAUUGAAGAUCUCUGAGAUAUAUGAAGCCACUAGAAACUCUUAAAGAUAAUGCAGAGAAUGUUAAUUAUUGAAAAUCAUUUACUUUCACCUCAUUGCUUAGUUGAAACUUAUUGCAUAUCUGCUGC
Messenger RNA from Hansenula anomala, 482 nucleotides. RefSeq lists its product as uncharacterized. NCBI's taxonomy places the organism in Eukaryota, Fungi, Ascomycota, Saccharomycetes, Phaffomycetales, Wickerhamomycetaceae. The transcript has a single exon. The coding region runs from base 1 to 372 and encodes 123 amino acids. The record is from RefSeq and is a predicted model, not a curated record.